UCCCCAUCCUCCCCCCAUUACCGUCCUCCUCUGCUAAGUUGUAAGUAGGCAUAUUAGAAGAUAUUUUAUAUUUAAUAAUGAAUUUUAAUUUUCAUGUGUCAAUAUCCUGUAAUUCCUAAGUAAUAAAGUUGAUUUAAAAGCAUGCAUCCUAAAAGAAAAGAGUUAAUUUCGGGACCAAAUAAAAAGUUAACUGUCCCCUCUGCAUUGCAGGGAGAAUCAGGGAGAAAGAUCCACAUAAAACCUAAGAAGAGCCAGAACAGUUUUAGAAAAUCUGGAGUUUAUGUGUCUUCUCGGGUAGCCCCAAUUCUUGAAGUAUGGGAAGAAAAUACAUCUGCAACGGAUGAAAAAACUAAAAUGGAAAAUUUCCAUUCCGUGCCUUCUGAGGCUGCUGCUGAUGUUGGACCUUCCACUUCUACUGCUGACAGCCUGAAUGCUGCUGAGCCUGCGCAGACUAAGUCCACCAAGAAGGCUGCCAGUCUGACUGCAGUUGAGCCUGAGCCAACUAAGUCCACCAUUGCCGCUGACAGUCUGACUGCAGUUGAGCCUGCGCAGACUAAGUCCACCAUUGCCACUGACAGUCUGACUGCAGUUGAGCCUGCACUGACUAAGUCCACCAAGGAUGCUGCCAGUCUGACUGCAGCUGAGCCUGCGCAGACUAAGUCCACCAAGGAUGCUGCCAGUCUGACUGCAGCUGAGCCUGCGCCGACUAAGUCCACCAAUGCCGCUGACAGUCUGACUGCAGUUGAGCCUGUGCCGACUAAGUCCACCAAUGCCGCUGACAGUCUGACUGCAGUUGAGCCUGUGCCGACUAAGUCUACCAUUGCCGCUGACAGUCUGAUUGCAGCUGAGCCUGUGCCGACUAAGUCCACCAUUGCCGCUGACAGUCUGACUGCAGUUGAGCCUAUGCCGACUAAGUCCACCACUGCCGCUGACAGUCUGACUGCAGUUGAGCCUGCGCCGACUAAGUCCACCACUGCUGCUGCCAGUCUGACUGCAGCUGAGCCUGCGCCGACUAAGUCCACCACUGCCGCUGACGGUCUGACUGCAGAUGAGCCUGCGCCGACUAAGUCCACCACUGCCGCUGACGGUCUGACUGCAGAUGAGCCCGAGCUGUCCCUUACAUAUGCUGCUGACAGUACUGUGUCAGGUGACUCAGGACCAGCUAGUCACAUUGGAUUGGAUUAUGUAGUUGAUUUACCUCUUUACAAGGAGAGUACAAGGUACAAACCCCAUGCUGACCCAGAGCCCACUCCUGGUUCCUGCACUUGUUAUUCCCUUGAUUCCAUUCAAAUGACUAACCUGACUCUUUUGAUAUCCUUUAGUGAAGAAGAAAUAUUUUAUACUGCUUCUUCAGAUGAGGAAUCUUCUUUUAUUCCUGACAUAGAAGAAGGUCUGCCUGCUACUCAGGCACCUGUUGAUAAUUUUGAUGCUUCUGCGUCAGCUGAACCAAUAAACCACAGCAUGAACCCUCUCAGGGUGGGUGGAUAUCUUCGGGCACCAGCGAUAGCACACAUCCCCUUUUUGCCUUUUAUAUGGCUGGUAUCCUCACUUUUCUCUGUCAUAACAUGGAUGAAAAUCCAAAUUCAACAUGCAUGGCAUGAAGAAAAUGGCCAAGGAGCUCCCACUGACAAAAAAGUUGGAUCAGGUAAGUUAGACAAAAAUAGUAGCUUAAAAUAGAUGAAUUUUUUUCCCUUGAAACCUAGGUCUGUUUUGUUAAUAAAUUUCAUGCUUCUAUAGGGUUAUUCAUGAAUAACCUAGAACCUGAAAAUUUUUUUUCAAUUUAUAUAUUUUCAGUAACGUGAUAAAUCCAGUUUGGACAAAUACAAGUGACAUGUAAAACUGUUUUCUGAUUGGUUGUUUUCUAGUCUAGAAUGAGGAGAUUAUGGUCACUCCCAGUGAAGACCUUGUGUUUCCUGAAUGACUAAGCAGGGGUAACUUCCUGUUAAAUGUUAUUGUCUAUUUAAUGCUGUCAUUCUGAACUCUGACUUCUGAGGUUAGCAUAGCC
Messenger RNA from Rattus norvegicus (Norway rat), 2005 nucleotides. RefSeq lists its product as uncharacterized. The record is from RefSeq and is a predicted model, not a curated record. Lineage: Eukaryota; Metazoa; Chordata; Mammalia; Rodentia; Muridae.